Molecule: messenger RNA, 771 nt
Organism: Didymosphaeria variabile
Lineage: Eukaryota; Fungi; Ascomycota; Dothideomycetes; Pleosporales; Didymosphaeriaceae
Exons: 2
Coding region: 1-771 (256 amino acids)
Molecular function (GO): heme binding; iron ion binding; monooxygenase activity
Source: RefSeq, a predicted model, not a curated record
AUGCUGAGGAUUCUUCUGAUAUCUAGCAUUACAGCUUUCGCAAUAUACCGCCUGGUCCUGCUGUUCCGGCUCCGUUACUUCCACCCGUUGGCGCGCUUCCCAGGCCCGACACUUGCUGCCAUCAGUAAUUUUCCCUACUCUAAAUCGUACCUAGGCGGACGACAACCGUAUGAUUUCCUCGCACUCCACGAGAAGUAUGGACCCAUCGUGAGGACUGCACCCAAUGAGCUCUCGUUCUCAACGCCCGAGGCCUGGCGUGAUAUUUACGGUCAACGCAAUGGGCACCAAACGUUCAUCAAAUCUGACUUCUACGCUGGCGGGAGUUUUGCGAACCAGGCUUCGUCGAUAGUGACGGAGCGCGACCCCAGCAAACACCGCGAUAUGCGAAAGUAUCUUGCCAACGCAUUUUCGGAUCGAUCCCUCAAAGAACAAGAGUACUUGAUUGCGGGAGUUAUCGAUGGGUUUGUGGCUCAGAUUGGUCGUCACGGAAGCGAUAAGAUCAACUUAACGACUUGGUUUAAUCUCAUGACCUUCGACGUGAUUGGCGAGCUUGCUUUUGGAAAGUCCUUCGGUGGAGUAGAGACUGGAAAGGUGCACGAGUGGAUUGCGAUUGUGCUCGCUUCCAUGGGACAAGCAUCGUUCAGCGACACUCUAGCGCGAUUUCCAUUACUCGGAAAGAUAUACAUGCGCGUUCGUCCAGGUUGGCUGAAGAGCCUAACAGAAGGUUCGAAAACGCAUGAGAAAUACACACUGGACCUUCUUAGAGAGUAA